Molecule: messenger RNA, 5754 nt
Organism: Oncorhynchus masou masou (cherry salmon)
Lineage: Eukaryota; Metazoa; Chordata; Actinopteri; Salmoniformes; Salmonidae
Gene: abcg4a
Product: ATP-binding cassette, sub-family G (WHITE), member 4a
Exons: 15
Coding region: 549-2558 (669 amino acids)
Biological process (GO): cholesterol efflux; cholesterol homeostasis; transmembrane transport
Cellular component (GO): membrane
Molecular function (GO): ATP hydrolysis activity; ATP binding; ABC-type sterol transporter activity
Source: RefSeq, a predicted model, not a curated record
ACCGGCAAGAUAACGGUACUGCGUGCUUUUGAGCAACUGCAGCAAGGCAGAAGAGGACGUGGAGACUAGACGGAGGAAAGAAAAUAUAAUCAACACCGCGGCAAGGACGUUUGUGAGAUAGGUAUUCUGGAUAUGGGAAUUAAAUAAGUAAAACACAUCUGAUUUAGCCUAUAACCUGUCAGAAAUCGAACGCACUCCUGAUUGAUUGACGAAAGAUGCAGCAUUUGUUGAAUUAUUAAUCUCUGACAAUUAUCAUACCACACUUGUUCCGGCCAGAAGGGGGAUUUGAUAAUUUCGACAAUAAUUGCGGUAGAUAUUGUGUGCAGGACGUUAUGUAGCCUAGCAAGCACCGAGUGAUCUUUUUUUGGGGGGGAAAACAUCGUUUCCUCAUCCUUCUCCAUCGCGCCGUAACCGAACCGAACAUUCAUGGAGCCUGGAACACAGUGACGAUCUUUGCCUGGCACGGGACUGACUCGUUGGGCACCAUCUCUUGUUGCUGGGUCUGCUGUUUCAUUGUAAAGGGAUGAACUGAGCAGUGCUCUUCAUAAAUGGGAACGGAGUGCUCUAUUGUUGGUCAAGUCAACACUCAAGAAAAAUCUGUUAGUAUGGCUGAGAGGACGUUAGAGACGUCUGUCUCUGUCAGCAUCCCCAUGGAGGAGACCAAACUCCCUGGGGGUGUGGGUGUGCCCACGGAGGCCCCGCUGCUCACCCACCUAAAGAAAGUGGAGAACCACAUUACGGAGGCCCAGCGGUUCUCCCACCUGCCUCGGCGCUCUGCUGUGGACAUAGAGUUCACUGAGCUGUCGUACACCAUCAGAGAGGGCCCCUGCUGGAGGAGGAGAGGUUACAAGGCCCUGUUAAAGUGUCUGUCAGGAAGGUUCUGUAGCAGGGAGCUCAUCGGCAUCAUGGGGCCGUCAGGGGCUGGCAAGUCCACUCUGAUGAACAUCCUGGCUGGGUACAGAGAGACGGGGAUGAAGGGUCAGAUCCUGGUAAACGGGCGGCCGAGGGAUUUGCGUAGCUUCAGGAAGAUGUCUUGUUACAUCAUGCAGGACGACAUGCUGCUGCCAAACCUCACCACGCGGGAGGCCAUGAUGGUGGCUGCCAAUCUGAAGAUGAAAGAGAGCAUGGAAGUGAAAAAGGAAUUGGUAGACGAGAUCCUGACGGCCCUGGGACUGCAGGAGUGUGCCCAGACCCGCACCAUCUCUCUGUCUGGUGGGCAGUGUAAGAGACUGGCCAUCGCCCAGGAGCUGGUCAACAAUCCCCCUGUCAUGUUCUUUGAUGAGCCUACCAGUGGUCUGGACAGCGCAUCCUGUUUCCAGGUGGUCUCUCUCAUGAAGUCCUUGGCUCAGGGAGGGAGGACAAUCAUCUGCACCAUCCACCAGCCCAGCGCCAAGCUCUUUGAGAUGUUUGAUAAGCUUUACAUCCUCAGUCAGGGCCAGUGUAUAUACCAUGGCACUGUCCCUUACCUCAUCCCUUACCUGAAGAACCUGGGCCUUCACUGUCCUACCUACCACAACCCUGCAGACUUCAUUAUUGAGGUGGCCUCUGGGGAGUAUGGGGACCUGAACUCGGUGCUGUUUGAGGCUGUGCAGGGAGGACUCUGCUCAGAAGAGAGCAAGAAGAACUCCAGCGACAAGAGUGACCCAGCCUCAUCUGGCCACUCUAACAGUCACAGCGAUACACAGUACACAGGAACGAUGGAGAAACACAGCUUUGCCACCAGUACCUGGUCACAGUUCUGCGUUCUGUUCAGAAGAACACUAUUAACGAUAUGCAGGGAUACGGUGUUAACCCACCUCAGAGUGAUGUCCCACAUAUGUAUAGGAAUUCUGAUCGGUCUGCUCUAUCUCAACAUUGGCAAUGAUGCCAGCAAGGUCUUCAACAACACUGGCUUCCUCUUCUUCUCCAUGCUCUUCCUCAUGUUCGCUGCCCUGAUGCCCACCGUCCUCACCUUUCCUCUGGAGAUGUCAGUGUUUCUGAGGGAACAUCUCAACUACUGGUACAGCCUGAAAGCCUACUUCCUGGCCAAAACCAUGGCGGACAUACCCUUCCAGGUGAUCUGUCCCAUCAUGUACUGCAGUAUAGUGUACUGGAUGACAGAGCAGCCUCCUGAGGCAGUGCGGUACCUGCUCUUCAUGGCCUUGUCCACCUCUACAGCCCUGGUAGCCCAGUCCCUAGGCCUCCUCAUUGGGGCCGCCUCCACCUCCUUACAGGUGGCGACCUUCGUGGGCCCAGUCACAGCCAUCCCAGUGCUCCUGUUCUCUGGAUUCUUUGUCAACUUUGACACCAUCCCCAAGUACCUGCAAUGGAGCUCCUAUGUGUCCUAUGUCAGGUAUGGCUUUGAGGGGGUGAUCCUGUCCAUCUAUGGGAUGAAUCGUUCGGAGCUGGAGUGUCCUGGGGUGGUGUGUAAGUUCCAGAAGCCUGAGGAGGUUCUACAGCUACUGGACGUGGAGGAUGCUAAGCUCUAUGUAGACUUCCUGGUUCUGGGUGUGUUCUUCCUGGUCCUCAGACUGGCUACAUACCUGGUGCUCAAAUACAAAGUCAUAGCAGAGCGAUAAGACACAUUACAUUACUUUUUUUUGGAAGGUUUUAUCUUUUUAUUAAAAAAGGACAAUAACUUAAGACCACAAAUUAUAGUUUCCCCUCCCUUACUAUAAGUCAUUUUAGUUUAAAAUGUCCUUACAGUAAUCCAAUUUGUUUACAGUAUUUAACCUUUAUUAUCCAACAAUACUGUGUAAAAGAACUAUACACAAACAAACAGAUACCCAAUAUAGUAACUACAGUAUAAAGCAUGUGUCUCUAUGGAAUGAAGAGGAGAUGUACAGUAGCUGGUGGGGGACAAUCCCAACAGCCCACACUGCACUCCAUCCAAGAGCUCAACUCCUGUCCUAUUUACGAAGGUUAAGGAUACACAAACCUCUUGGUCCGAGAUGGGACAGGACUGUGUCAGUUUGUUUCCACCCGCAAGGCUACACUUCUCCUGUCCUUAUACAUUUCUACUGAAACCCAAAGACAUCCCAAAGGACAAUUUCACAAACACUGUGGCCGGACAAAAAGGUUGAAAUAUGGACAUGUGGUGAACAUGAGACAUGAGAAGAGGACUUAAGGGCUGGGGGAGGUCUGGACUAAAGAAACUUGUCUGAAAAUAUCCCUCCCUCUCCUUUGGCUGUUUGCAAUGGAACUGAGUCCCACUGGAUCACAGAAUUGGUCUUGGAACAGAGUUCCAGGGGUUUCAAAUCAAUGGACAGUGUUAUCUCUAAAAGAGUAUACACCAGAGAUGGCAGAAAGACAGCCAGAAGAUCCAUAACAAUAUGUUGUCAUUUGUCUCCAUUUCCUGUGAUGUCAUAGUCUUCCCAGGAUCUUUUGGGUAAGCUCACCACCCUGACUAUUCUGGAUGUGGACCACAGAAUAUGGCAGGUUUCAUUAUGUCAAUUGAAUCAAAGAUGGAUGGACAUAAGUGGACUUGAGAAUGUGAACUCCCUGACAGGGUAGUAUGCAAGACUGUGCACACUUUUGGAGAAGUGUUGAGAAUCUGGACACAGCCCCAUAAUCAGAAUGCUUUUCAGAUGAGGAGAGUGAGAGAGGGUGUGGGUCUACUUCCCAAACAUUGACACUCAACAUUAUGUUUCUAUUGUAACCAUGCUGUGUUGUAGUUGAUUGGGAGAACAUUCCAGAAUUGGACUCUGAAACAUAGUGGAUCUUCACAGAAAUUUGACUGGACUGCAGCCCCCUCAACAGAAGAUAAUACAGUGUUUUUCUUGACAUGAGGGGGACUUGAUGGCUGAACUUAAGGAGUGACUUAUUUUUUGUUUGUUUGUGUAAUUGCAAUAGCCAACUCUGUGGUAGACAAUGUGUGCUUUCCUGCAAAUCAAAUGGUGUCACCAUUUGGACCCAAGACAAAAAGCGUAAACUGCUUGUUUUUGCCUGUUAAAAAGAAUGUCGACUCCUUCUCUUCUAGCACAUGUGUGUUGUGAAAACCAUUGUUGCUAGGUACUUGAGAUAAUGGCUGGGCAGUUUUUGUGCCUCUGCACUGGAAUGGUCUGAGCUCUGUUCGCUUCAUUGCACAUUAUUUGCACAUAGACCAUAUGCUAACACUCAUACACAGACAUAGAUACACACACGCACACACACACACACAUGCACAACCAUACACACAGCUAUGUUUAGCCAAGCUUCUCUGUGUCACAAGGCAAUGCAAAUCUUUUUUUCCUUUUCCAAUAGACUAUAUUGCUAUGGAAAGAUUUCUGACUCAAACUAUGCUACGUCGUAAUCCUCAUUAUAAUUGGCACAAUGGAUUUAUAACACCACCAUGUCCUGUGUAUUCAGAACUUGUAAUAAUAAUGUCAGUAUAUAAUCAAAUGAUUGUACAGUGAGUAUGUUAUGCUGUAAAGAAAAUGUACAAAUGCACUUUUUAAUGUAUGUUUAUUGCUUCUUUUUUUGUAUUUUAUUUUAUUUUUAUAUAUCCAUGUGAAAAGUGCUGCUUGAAGGGGUCAGCAACUAAUUGUUGCAUGAUGAUUUGUGGAAGGAAAUAAUGAACUAUAAAAUUUGAAACAUUAUAUAGAGGAAUGGUGACCCUCUCCAAAUAUUUACCCAAGUCGGUACCAGAGUUUUACUUGUUCUUUCUUUUUGACAUUUACUCUGGAUACCCAUGAUUCCUUGACAGUGAUGGUGUACAUUCUAAAGCAGGGAUACAAAGAUGUGAACUAGACAGCAGACACAGAAGUCUGAGGCUGUCUGAAUAGUACUUACAGAUAUUGUAAUUUCUGUUAAAAAAAAUACCAGGAUGUUAUUAUACCUAGUUUCAAGUCCAUUGUGCAAUAUUCUAUUAUAGAGGGAGAGCCAGUUGAGUAGAAAUGUAUGUACUGUAACCAACUCUUCUAUCAUUGCCAUGCGAUGAUACAUUAUGUUUGGCAUGACAAGGAAGAAGAGUUGGCUACCUCACAUACAGUAUGGGACCAGGCUACAAGUGUGGUUGGGGAGCUGUAUGUGAAUUCAGCCUUAAAGCAGGAUUAGAAUGAUAAUGUAUAUUUAGUCUCUGUUCCUGUGGCUUAGUCUUAGUCUCUUAAUAAAGGAAGACAACAGAACAGAUUGUCUUGAAUCUCUUACAAAUAGCAAUAGUCUCUCUGCUUUGUCAGUUUUACCUAAUUUCUCCUCCUCAGAUAUUUUUUACAGUGCUCAUGUUAUGUCUCUGACCUGCUUAGUUGUUUUCUGUAUGGAAAAAGAUGCACAUCCAACGUCUUUGUACAAGAGCUGGAUAUCCCCCCCAAAAUAUGUUCUGCAAAUGAUAGAGAAUUCUUUGCUGUAGCCUAUCCAUGCUAUGUGUGCAAUACCCAUCCAAGGGCAUUUUAUCUCUUUGCAGACUGAUUUUAGGGCGAGAAGAAUGUGACGUGCCACUGUGGCUCAGCCAGAAAAUCUAUCAUGUUAUGUUUGCAUUGUGUUAAGCUCCGCAUAUGACACGUUUUGGGAAAUGCCAGUCAGUGCAGAAUUUUGCACUGUAUUCAUGCAUGGCUAAUGAUGAUCAUUGAUUAUCCUUCAGAGUGUUGCACUGGUAUGAUGGGCAAUGAUUCUGCUGGAUAUUGAUUAUUUAUAUUCGAAUAACAGACCGUUUACACCACCAAAACUUAUUUUUGUCUUGUUGUGUUUAUUUGGUUUGUUUAUCAUUCUGUUGAUGUAAUUGUUCUAUCAACUUCAACAAUGCAAGUUCUGUGUACUGAACGCAGUUCAGAAGAUUACAAUAAAGACAAUUAUUUAUAA